This is a messenger RNA of Camelina sativa (false flax), 3260 nucleotides long. RefSeq lists its product as uncharacterized. Lineage: Eukaryota; Viridiplantae; Streptophyta; Magnoliopsida; Brassicales; Brassicaceae. The record is from RefSeq and is a predicted model, not a curated record.
GUUCUUCAUUCAAUCUGAACGAUCAGUCAGGAGAUUUCUAAUCGCAACGGCUACAACAUCAGUCAGGCCAUUUAACUCUGUCGUCAACUCGUCAUCUCCUCCCUCCUCCCUCCUCCUGCAGAACCUAAAACAAAAAUUCAGAUACCAAGAGAUCGAGAGCUUAGGUUUUGGAGAUUUUUGAAGACUGAAAUUUCAUAAACUUGUUUGGGUUUGUUGCUAUGGAGAAGUCUAGUUAUGAAGAAGAACUCACUGAGUCAAAGAGACAGUAUCUCCACAAAUCAGUUGAGAAACUUAAAGCUGAUGCUUCUGAAAUCAUAGCCUACUCCCGUCGAUUGAAGGGUUUGCGUAAGCAUUUUGAGACUGUUGAAGACAAUAUCAACAGGAGGUCUGGAGAACUAGAGUUUAAGGAGAAGCAGCUGCAGAUUUCGAGCUUAGACCUUGACAAAAAGAGUCAAUCUUUUGAAGCAGAAAAGUCUAAAGCUGGUGAUUUGAAGAAAUUGGUGGAAGAGUGCACUGAAGAACUAAGGUCAAAGAGGAAUCAGCUGAGUGAGAAACAGAACUCAUCGGCAAGGAUUCAGGGAGAGAUUGAGGUAAGGAGUAAACAGUUGAAACAGGUCAAGUCUGAGCAUGUGAGGCUUUGCAAUGAGGUUCUUAAUAUUGAAGACCGUAAGAGAGAAGUGAAAGAAGAGACAGCUAGAAAGGCAGAAUAUUUGUCUUUGAUUCUUGACAAGAUUGAAGAAUCUAGCAAGCAGCUUGCGAGCGUAGAUGAGCAACUAGAUUCGCAACAGAGACGGCUUGCCACUCGGUCAAUGGAGCUAGUUUCUACAGAGAAGAAGUUGGGAUGUUUGAGGGAAUCCAUCGAGCUUUCCAAUUCUGACCUUCAGCUGAAAGAAAACAAGAUACAGUUGCUAAACAAUAUCAUAACGGAUUGUAGUAAAAGGAUUGACUCGAAAUCCCAAGAAGUGGAGGAAAGGCAAAAGUUGAUUGAGAAACAGACCGAUGAGCUUGCUGUGUUGCAGAAUCAGCAUGAUACUAUAAAGCAGCUUAUCCAAGCACUAUCCGAAGAGCUUGUUGCCAAGGAGAAGACACACAAGGAGAUUUUGGAGACUAUCUGCAGAAGCUCCUCUGAAAUGGAAGUAAGGGCUAAAAAGAUUAGAGCAGCAGAGGCUGAAGCAACUGAUUUGAAUGUAAGAUCUGAAUGGUUUAGGAAGGAGGUUACAGGUAAAGAAAAGGAACUUGAUCUGCUCAAGAAUCAACAUGAUACUGUAAAGCAGCUUAUCCAAGUACUAUCUGAAGAGCUUGUUGCCAAGGAGAAGACACACAAGGAGAUUUUGGAGACUAUCUGCAGAAGCUCCUCUGAAAUGGAAGCAAGGGCUAAAGAGAUUAAAGCAGCAGAGGCUGAAGCUACUGAUUUGAAUGUAAGAUCUGAAAGGUUUAGGAAGGAGGUUAAAGGUAAAGAAAAGGAACUUGAUCUGCUCAAGAAUCAGAUAGAGUCCGAGAAAAAGAAACACAUUCAACUAACGCGAGAAAUGGAAGAGGAGACGGAUAGAAAGAAGAGAGUUUUGGGACUGACUCUUGACAAGAUUGAAGGAUCGGGAAAACAGCUUGCAACCGUAGAUGCGCAACUAGUGUCACGACGGAAACUGCUUAAGAUUCGGUCAGUGGAGUUGUUUUCUGCCAAGAAGAAGUUGGGAUAUGUGAGAAAAUCUAUCAAGCAAUCCAUUUCUGUCCUUGAGCGGAAAGAAACGAUGAUACAUACAUUGAACAACAAGCUAUCAGCUAUUGACUCGAAAUCUGAAGAAUUGGAGGAAAUCAUAAAGCUGAUUGAGAAACAUACUAAUGAGCUUGUUGUCUUGCGUAAUCAGCGUGAUUCUAUCUGGCAGUUAAUCCAGGGACUAUCUGAAGAGUUUGUUGCUAAAGAGAUGGAGUUGGAAUGUGUUGUAGAAUCUAACAACCAUUUCAAAUUUGAGAUUGAGGUCAAUGAAAAGAGGGUCCAAUCAUUGAACAGUCUGAUAACGAUCUCAGGCGAACAGCUUGACAUGAAAUCUAAAGAGUUGGAGGAAAUUCAAAGAGAACUUGAGUUGAGUAAGAAACGGCUGAGAAAUAUGAGCACUGUUCUUGUUAAGAAAGAGAAGCAGGCAGCUGCAGCAGAAACUGCACCGGUUAAUGAGUAUGCUCUCACACAUCAUGAAAUCCCAGCAGCUACUCUUUCACGCCAUGAAGUGUCCAGUGUUCUUCGAGAUUUACCUAAUCCAGCAGAAUUUGUUCUGGUAGAAUUGCAGGACCAUCUUAAUGUAGAAUUGGGUUUUCAAGAUGCAGUGCUUCGGAUUUUGAUUCUUUCGUUUGAGGAGCUCACAAAAAUUCAACGACCAGAUGAUCCUCAACUGCAGAACAAAGCCACACAAGUUGCAACACUGUGGAAAGGGAUGAUAGCUAUCGAAGCUCAAAAAUCAUCUCUCGAGGUCCUGGCCUUUCUUCUGUUCAUUGUGGCAUAUGGAUUAAAGAAUUUGAUCAAUGAAGAAGAAGCUGCUUUACUUGCUUCGUCUAUUGCUCAUUACGAACAGGCUCCAAGACUCUUCAAGUCUCUGAGUCUCAAUACUGAAAUCCGAAAGUUUGUUAAAGAGCUCAUCAAGAAAAACCAAUAUAUUCCUGCAGUCCGGCUUAUAUGUCUGUUUAAGCUUAAUGGAGAGUUGUCACCCUCCCAUCUCUUAAGGAAAGAGAUCAUCAAUCUAAGACGGUCUGCCCUGGAGAGUAGACCAGCUGAAUCCUCUCAGGCUAAAGACAAAGAUGCUGGAAGAUUGAGAGCUAUACUAGAACUUGUGGCAGAUUAUAAGCUUGAAAUCAACCUCCCAGGAGACCUCAUCGCCAAGCUCAUGAUUGAAAGAGAAAAUGCAGCUCCUCAAGUUCGUUGCUAUGUAGAGCAUGCCACCUCCUCAUUAAAUCCACAAGCUGCUUCUCCUAAUCCGGUUUCUGCACAACGUUCUCUUAAUCCGGCUUCUGCUCAAAGUUCAAGUGUGAAUCUUCAGGUUCCUAAACCUGAGGUUAAACCCUACUUGAACUAGAUCCUAAUGUUUCUAUAUAUAUGUCUUAAGGCUACUAGUAGGAACCAAAGCAAGCGUGUGUAAGGGAUAGAUUCAUCAUCAUCUCUCUUUUGCACAUAGAAUUGUUCUAUGGACCAAAAAUAUUGGCUUUUUGUUUUUAGUAAUUGAAGGUUUUAUGUAGAGGUUAUUUGCGACGUUUAUGGUAGCUGUGUAACUAAG